AUGGCUGUUGGCCGGAGGAAGCUGGCCCCACUCUGGGCCCUGGCCUGGGCCCUGGCCUGCACCCAGCACACAGGCCAGGCCCAGCAGGGCUCUCUGCAACCCGGCCGUGAGCACAGCGCCGACCUCUCUCCCCUUCCAGGGCACAGCGGGGACCCCCUCCUCAGGAUGACUGACACCCCGCCUCUGAGGGCCAUCCCUGUGGUCCAAGCCCUGAACCGGGCCCACAACGGGCGGGUGUGCAGCACCUGGGGCGACUUCCACUACAAGACCUUCGACGGCGACAUCUUCCGCUUCCCCGGCCUGUGCAACUACGUGUUCUCUGCCCACUGUGGAGCCGCCUACGAGGACUUCAACGUGCAGCUGCGCCGCAGCCGGGCGGCCAACACCACCACACUGAGCAGGGUCAUCAUGAAGCUCGAUGGCCUGGUCAUCGAGCUGAAUGAGAGCUCCGUCCUGGUCAAUGGCCACCCGGUCCAGCUGCCCUUCAGCCAGUCUGGGGUCCUGAUGGAGCGCAGCAACGGCAACCUGAAGGUCACGGCUCGGCUGGGCCUCGUCUUCAUGUGGGACCAGGACGAUGACAGCCUCCUGCUAGAGUUGGACAGCAAGUUCGCCAACCAGACCUGUGGGCUCUGUGGGGACUUCAACGGUAUCCCUGUGUUCAGCGAGUUCUUUUCCCACGAUGUCAGGCUGACCCCCAUCGAGUUUGGGAACCUGCAGAAGAUGGACGGGCCCACGGAACAGUGCCAGGACCCCGACCCUGCACCCCAGAACUGCUCCACCGGCUCCGGCAUCUGCGAGGAGCUCCUGCGAGGCCAGCUGUUCUCGGGCUGUGCGGCCCUGGUGGACGUCAGCAGCUACGUGGAGGCCUGUCGGCAGGACCUGUGUCUCUGUGAGCAGGCCGACCUGCCCAGCUGCAUCUGCCACACGCUGGCCGAGUACUCACGGCAGUGCGCCCACGCAGGGGGCCUGCCCCAGGACUGGAGGGGCCCCGACCUCUGCUACCAGACGUGCCCCCUGAACAUGCAGCACCAGGAGUGUGGCUCCCCCUGCACCGACACCUGCUCCAACCCCCAGCGCUCCCAGCUCUGCGAGGACCACUGUGUGGCCGGCUGCUUCUGCCCUGAGGGGACGGUGUUUGAUGACAUCGGCCAGACUGGCUGUGUCCCCAUGUCUCAGUGUUCCUGCCUGUACAAUGGGACCUCCUAUGCCCCAGGGGCCAACUACUCUACAGACUGCACCCACACCUGCUCCGGAGGCCGCUGGAGCUGCCAGGAGGUGCCGUGCCAGGGCACCUGCUCUGUGCUGGGCGGCUCCCACCUGUCCACGUUUGACGAGAAGCAGUACACAGUGCAUGGGGACUGCAGCUACGUGCUGACCAAGCCCUGCAACGACGAUGCCUUCACGGUGCUGGCCGAGCUGCGCAGGUGCGGUCUGACCGAGAGCGAGACCUGCCUGAAGGGCGUGGAGCUGCGCCUGGGCGGGGGCCCAACGGCUGUGGUGGUGAAGGCCAGCGGGGAGGUGUUUGUGAACCAGAUCUACACGCAGCUGCCGGUGUCCACAGCCAACGUCACCCUCUUCAGACCCUCGACCUUCUUCAUCAUCGCGCAGACCAACCUGGGCGUGCAGCUGGCCAUCCAGCUGGUGCCCACCAUGCAGGUGUUUGUGCGGCUGGCCCCUGAGCUCCGGGGGCUGACCUGUGGUCUCUGCGGGAAUUUCAACAGCAUCCAGGCCGAUGACUUCCGGACCAACAGCGGGGUGGUGGAGGGCACAGGUGCCGCCUUCGCCAACACCUGGAAGACCCAGGCUGCCUGCCCCAAUGUGAAGAGCAGCUUUGAGGACCCCUGCUCACUCAGCGUGGAGAACGAGAAGUACGCCCAGCACUGGUGCUCACAGCUGACCAGCCCUGACGGCCCCUUCGCCCAAUGCCACGCCACCGUGAGCCCCAGCACCUACUAUUCGAACUGCAUGUUCGACACGUGCAACUGCGAGAAGAGCGAGGACUGCAUGUGCGCGGCCCUGUCCUCCUACGUGCAGGCCUGUGCCACCAAGGGCGUGCUGCUGCGUGGCUGGAGGGCCGGCGUCUGCACAAAGCCCACAACCACCUGCCCCAAGUCGAUGACCUACCACUACCACAUCAGCACCUGCCAGCCCACCUGCCGUGCCCUGAGUGAGGAGGACGUCACCUGCCAUGUCAGCUUUGUCCCUGUGGAUGGCUGCGCCUGCCCAGAGGGCAUGUUCCUGGACGCCUCGGACAAGUGUGUGCCGGCUGCCAGCUGCCCCUGCUACCACAGGGGCUCCAUGGUCCCCAACGGCGAGUCUCUGCACGACAGCGGGGCCGUCUGCACCUGCACACAGGGGACGCUGACCUGCAUCGGGGGCCCAGCGCCCACCCAAGUGUGUGACGCACCCAUGGUCUACGUCGACUGCCACAAUGCCACACAUGGGGCCACCGGAGCUGGCUGCCAGAAGAGCUGUCAUACCCUGGACAUGGCCUGUUACAGCCCCCAGUGUGAGCCGGGCUGCGUGUGCCCCCCAGGGCUGGUGGCCGACGGGAGUGGGGGCUGCAUUGCCGCUGAGGACUGCCCCUGCAUGCACAACGGGGCCAGCUACAGGCCGGGGGAGACCAUCUGGGCAGGCUGCAACACCUGCACCUGUGAGAACAGAAUGUGGCGGUGCACAGAAGAGCCCUGCCUGGCCACCUGUGCCCUGUACGGGGAUGGCCACUUCCUCACCUUCGACGGCCAGCGCUACACCUUCAGUGGGGACUGCCAGUACACGCUGGUGCAGGACCACUGCGGCGGUAAUGGCAGCGCCAAGGACGCCUUCCGUGUGGUCACCGAGAACGUCCCCUGUGGUACCACGGGGACCACCUGCUCCAAGGACAUUAAGAUCUUCCUGGGGAGCUAUGAGCUAAAGCUGAGCAGUGGGAAGGUGGAGGUGGUCCAGAAGGGCGCAGGCCAGGAGCCGCCCUACACGAUCCGCCAGAUGGGCAUCUACCUGGUGGUGGACACCGACGCAGGCCUGGUGCUGCUGUGGGACAGGAGGACCAGCAUCUUCCUGAGACUCAGCCCCGAGUUCAAGGGCAGGGUCUGCGGCCUGUGUGGGAACUUCGACGGCAAUGCCCUCAAUGACUUCACCACGCGGAGCCAGGCCGUGGUGGGUGACGCGCUGGAGUUUGGAAACAGCUGGAAGCUCUCCCCGUCCUGCCCGGACGCCCCGGUGCCCAAGGACCCCUGCACCACCAACCCUUACCGCAAGGCCUGGGCUCAGAAGCAGUGCAGCAUCAUCCACAGUGCCACCUUCGCCACCUGCCAUGCCCAUGUGGAGCCGACCAUGUACUACGAGGCCUGCGUGGGUGACGCGUGUGCCUGCGACUCGGGGGGAGACUGUGAGUGCUUCUGCACUGCUGUGGCCGCCUAUGCCCAGGCCUGCCAUGAAGCCGGUGUGUGCGUGUCCUGGAGGACGCCGGACGUCUGCCCGCUGUUCUGCGACUACUACAACCCCCAGGGGGAGUGUGAGUGGCACUUCCAGCCCUGCGGGGCGCCCUGCAUGCGCACCUGCCGGAACCCCAGUGGGCGCUGCCUCCAUGAUCUGCGGGGCCUCGAAGGCUGCUACCCCAAAUGCCCCCCGUCGGCUCCCAUCUUCGAUGAGGACAAGAUGCAGUGUGUGGACAAGUGCUCAACCCCAACACCCCCCCCACCCUGCCGCAUCCACGGGAAGUCCUACCGGCCCGGGGCCACCGUGCCCUCGGACAAGAACUGCUACUCUUGCAUCUGCACCGAGAACGGCGUGCACUGCGCCUAUGACAGUGGUGCCUGCGUCUGCACCUACGACGGGCGGCACUUCCACCCGGGGGACGUCAUCUACAACACGACAGACGGCAUGGGCAGCUGCAUCUCCGCCCACUGCAGGGCCAACGGCACCGUGGAGAGGAGGGUCUUCACCUGCAGCCCCACCACCCCCAGGCCCCCGACCACCUUCUCCUUCUCCACGUCCCCACACACAUUCAGCUCGAGGCAGACCACAGGUGUGGGCUCCAGCCCCACCCAGAGCACGGUGCACUCCGUCCCUGUGAGCACAGCCUCAUCCACGGCCACGGGCACGCCCCUCAGGACGACGCCUGCCACAUCCCCUGUUUCGCCCUCUGCCCACUGUGGGGAGAAGUGCCUGUGGUCCCCCUGGCUGGAUGUGAGUCGUCCCGGGCAGGGCGUGGACAGCGGUGACUUUGACACGCUACAGAACCUCCGUGCCCACGGGUUCCGGGUUUGCCAAGUGCCGAGGGCAGUGGAGUGUCGAGCUGAGGACGCGCCCGAGGUGCCGCUCCAGGCCCUGGGUCAGCACCUGGAGUGCAGCCCGACGGCUGGGCUGACCUGCCACAACAGGGACCAGGCAUCAGGCCUGUGUCACAACUACCAGAUCAGGGUCCUGUGCUGCAGCCCCUUGCCCUGCCCCACCUCCAGCCCUCCAGCCACGCACAGGACAACCAACACAGGGGCCAGCACCUCGGAGGGACCAUCCACAGCCUCUCCUGUCACCACGAGUGGCCCGGGCACGGUCCCCACGACCAGUGCCACGGUGUCCUCCACACCUGUCAGAACAUCUUUCUUGAAGUCUAACCCAACUCCAAGGCCAAAAACAACUUCAGGAACAUCCUCUGCCUCUGCAUCACCCCCGGGGACUUCCCAGGUCACGGAUGUGCCGACCACCUCUGGAAUCAGCCCGGUGAGCUGCUUACGAGAGUCCUGCACUUGGACACAGUGGAUAGAUGGCAGCUACCCCAGGCCUGGAAGAGACAGUGGAGAUUUUGACACUUUUCACAACCUGAGAUCCAAAGGGUAUAAGUUCUGUGAAAGGCCCACAAGUGUGGAGUGCAGGGCUCAGUUCUUCCCCAACACGCCCCUGGCAGAGCUGGGACAGCAGGUGACCUGCAACUCUGAGGAAGGGCUGAUCUGCUGGAACAGGGACCAGCUGCCGCCAAUCUGCUACAACUAUGAGAUCCGGAUCCAGUGCUGUGAGCUGGUGGACUACUGCAGGAACGAGACCAUAGGGACCCCAAAAUCCAUCGCCACACACCCCAAGUCCCUGGAGACCAGCGCCACCACGAAGACCACUGUGACCACGGGAAGUCAGGCCACCUCGACAGGGCACACUAUCCACCCAACACCAGUGCACACAAGUAGAGGGACAUCAGUGGGCACAAAGGUCACCCAACCCCAGACCACCGACUGCCAGCCACAGUGCACCUGGACCAAGUGGUUCGACGUGGACUUCCCAGACCCCGGGCCGCAUGGCGGAGACACGGAAACCUACAGCAACAUCCUGAGCAAGGGAGAGAGGAUCUGUCUCCAACCUGAGGACAUCACCCGGCUGGAGUGCCGAGCCGAGAACCACCCCGAGGUCAGCAUUGAGGCCCUGGGCCAGGUGGUGCAGUGCGAGCCCCACACGGGCCUGGUGUGCCGCAACCAGGAGCAGCAGGGGCCCUUGGGGAUGUGCCUCAACUACGAGGUGCGUGUCCUGUGCUGCCACACCCCCAAGGGCUGCCAGACCACUGGGACACCUGCCUGGACUGUCCCCCCCGAGCCCUCCUCUUCAGUGCCCUCCACCUCAGCUGUGGCCUCCCCGUGGUCGCCCAGCUCUGCGCCAUCAUCCACCCUUCCCUGCUUCUGCAGUGUGCUGGACCAGCUCUACCCUGCAGGGUCCAUCAUAUACCGCCAGAGAGACCUCUCUGGCCAUUGCUAUUAUGCCCUGUGUAGCCAGGACUGCGAGGUGAUCAAAGGGGUUGACCACGACUGUCCCUCCACUACGCCGCCCCCUACCUCAGUUUCGUCCCUGUCCAUGUCUACCCCUGAGACAGGGUGCCCAAAUGUGCUUCCCCCAAGAGAGAAAGGCGAGUCCUGGGCCAUGCCAAACUGCACCCAGGCCACCUGCGAGGGCAACAGCAUCAUCUCCCUGCGUCCACGCAAGUGUCCAGAGGUGAAGGAACCCACUUGUGCCAAUGGCUACCCAGCCCUGAAGGUGGCUGACCAGGACGGCUGUUGCCAGCACUACCAGUGCCAGUGUGUGUGCAGCGGCUGGGGCGACCCCCACUACAUCACGUUCGACGGCACCUACUACACGUUCCUGGACAACUGCACGUACGUGCUGGUGCAGCAGGUGGUACCCGUGUACGGCCACUUCCGCGUGCUCAUCAACAAUGACUUCUGUGACCCCAAGGACCAGUUGUCCUGCCCACAGGCCAUCAUCGUGGAGUACCACCAGGACCGCGUGGUGCUGACCCGCACGUCUGUUGGCGGGGUCAUGACCAACCAGAUCAUAUUCAACAACAAGGUGGUCAGCCCUGGUUUCCAGAGCAACGGCAUUGCUGUCUCCCGCGUGGGCAUUAAGAUGUACGUGACCAUCCGGGAGAUCGGUGUGCGGGUCAUGUUCUCUGGCCUCAUCUUCUCUGUGGAAGUGCCUUUCAGCACCUUUGCCAACAACACCGAGGGCCAGUGUGGUACCUGCACCAAUGACAAGAGGGACGAGUGUCGCCUGCCUGGAGGCACAGUGGCCUCCUCCUGCUCUGCAAUGUCAGGCCACUGGAAGGUGGACGUCCCCGGCCAGCCGCACUGCCACGGGCCUACCCCGACACCCCCCUCAACCACACCCCAGACAACUCCUGUCCAGUGCCCCCCAUCGCCACUCUGUGAGCUGAUCCUGAGCAAGGUCUUCCAGCCCUGCCACCACGUCAUCUCCCCGCAGUCCUUCUAUGAAGGCUGUGUCUUCGAUUACUGCCACAUGACCCCCCUGGACGUGGUGUGCUCUGGACUGCAGCUGUAUGCGGCGCUGUGUGCCUCGGAAGGCGUGUGCAUCGACUGGAGGGGCCACACCAACCAUGCCUGCCCGUUCACCUGCUCGGCUGGCCAGGUGUACCUGCCCUGUGGCCCGUCCAGCCUCCCCUACUGCUAUGGGAAGGACAGCACCAGCUCCCUGGCCCUCCCGGAGGCCGGUCCCAUCACAGAGGGCUGCUUCUGUCCCGAGAACACGAUGCUUUUCAGCAGCGACGCCCAAGUCUGUGUGCCUGCCAACUGCAGCUGGUGCCUGGGGCCCCAUGGGGAGCCAGUGGAGCCGGGCCACACCAUCAGCACCGACUGCCAGGAGUGCACCUGCAAGGACAGCUCCCAGAACAUGACCUGCCACAGGAAGCCCUGUCCCCUGCCCCCCGCCUGCCCCUUGCCCGGCUUAGUGCCUGUGCCCACGGCCCCAAAGGCUGGCCAGUGCUGUCCCCAGUUCGUCUGCGCCUGCAACACCAGUUACUGCCCGGAGCCCCAGCACUGCCCCAAGGGCUCCCGCCUGGUCCUGACCCACGAGGAGGGGGCCUGCUGCCCAAGCCAAAUCUGCCGCGGAAUUGGCUGCAAUGUCAACGGGACCGUCUACCAGCCUGGCGCCAUGGUCUCCUCCAGCCUGUGUGAAAGGUGCUGGUGCGAGGCAGCCGGCAGCCCCCCAUCGGGCAGUUUCCUGGUCAGCUGUGAGACCCAGAUCUGCAACACCCACUGCCCCCUGGGCUUCGAAUACCAAGCUCAGAUGGGGCGGUGCUGUGGGAAGUGUGUGGCAGUGAGCUGCGUCGUGAACACCCCCAGAGGCCGUGGCCACUUCCUCCGCCCUGGUGAGUCCUGGUCAGACCCCGAGAACCGCUGUGUGACCUACCGGUGUGAGAAGCACCAAGACAGGCUUGAGGUGGUGACCGUGGAGAAGCAGUGUGCCCCACUCAGCUGCGCUCGGGACCAGGCCCGGCUGAGCUCCGACGGCUGCUGCUUCGUCUGCCCACACACGUCCUGCAUGCUGCACCACAGGAACCAGACCAUCCGGCAGGGCAGCUGCAGCUCGGCCGGGCCUGUGCGCCUCUCCUACUGCCAGGGGAACUGCGGGAACAGCACCUCCAUGUACUCCCUGGACACCUACACAGUGGAACGCAAGUGCCAGUGCUGCCAGGAGCUGCGGACCUCACGGAAGAAGGUGAGCCUGACCUGUGCCGACGGUUCCAGCCGGACCUUCAGCUACACCCAGGCAGAGGCCUGUGGCUGCCUGGGCCAGCAGUGCCACUCACCAGGUGACACCAGCCACUAGGAUCAUCGGAGUCUGAGUCCAAGAAGAGCAAAGAGCAGAGCCAGGAGUCAGAGAGCAGUAGCUGGGAGGGACUGCCCAGGCCUCCCCAGUGAGCUGGCCAGUGCUGCUGUGUCCUCUGGGACACACCAAGGAAAACGUCCUUUGAAUCCUCCAAGGCCAGUAGAACAUGCACCUUCGUCAAGGUGGCUGCCGUCUAGGACAUGCUGUCCACCCACCAUGUUCUUUUCAAGGGAGAUCUGACCCUUGAGAUGUCCAUGGAGGUGGGGAGGCCCUCAUCCACCUGUGCCCCCCUGUUCAGGAAUGUGGGGUCAGUGGGGCUCUUCUGGUAUGACUCUGACCUGCUCCUUGGGACUUCAGCAUCACACAAAGCUCUCACUAAUGUGGGAUGUGGGUAUUGGCUGCCC
Molecule: messenger RNA, 8507 nt
Organism: Marmota flaviventris (yellow-bellied marmot)
Lineage: Eukaryota; Metazoa; Chordata; Mammalia; Rodentia; Sciuridae
Source: RefSeq, a predicted model, not a curated record